Monopterus albus (swamp eel) is the source of this 2852-nucleotide messenger RNA. It is a transcript of the gene rnd3a, whose product is annotated as Rho family GTPase 3a. Bases 119 to 850 code for a protein of 243 amino acids. NCBI's taxonomy places the organism in Eukaryota, Metazoa, Chordata, Actinopteri, Synbranchiformes, Synbranchidae. The record is from RefSeq and is a predicted model, not a curated record. Gene Ontology annotation, molecular function: GTPase activity; GTP binding. The transcript is spliced from 5 exons. Gene Ontology annotation, biological process: small GTPase-mediated signal transduction.
CGGAGCAGGCAGACGGGCAGGGAGCCACCGUGACCGCAUCUGUCGCUUCAUAUCUCGACGAUUCAGUCCCAUACAGGGUUGGACUCCUUCUUUUUACACUGAAUCCCGACUGAAAUCAAUGAAGGAGAGACGCUCGUGUCAGAAAGCCUGUUUGAAACCCGGCAUGGAUCCCAGUCCGAGUGUGAAGUGCAAGAUAGUGGUGGUGGGGGACAGCCAGUGCGGGAAGACUGCGCUGCUUCACGUGUUUGCCAAGGACUGUUUCCCUGAGAGCUACGUCCCCACAGUGUUUGAAAACUACACAGCCAGCUUCGAAAUCGACACACAGAGGAUUGAGCUCAGUCUGUGGGACACCUCAGGAUCUCCGUACUAUGACAACGUGAGGCCUCUCUCCUACCCAGACUCUGACGCUGUCCUCAUCUGUUUUGACAUCAGUCGCCCUGAAACACUUGACAGUGUAUUGAAAAAGUGGAAAGGGGAGAUCCAGGAGUUUUGCCCAAACACCAAGAUGCUGUUGGUUGGUUGUAAGUCCGACCUUCGCACUGAUCUGAGCACACUAGUGGAGCUUUCCAACCACAGACAGACACCAGUCUCUUAUGACCAGGGUUCUAGCAUGGCCAAGCAGCUCUCUGCACCCUACAUCGAGUGCUCGGCCCAGCAGUCAGAGAACAGCGUCAGGGACAUUUUCCAUGUGGCCACGCUGGCUUGCAUCAACAAAAACAACAAAAAUGUCAAGCGCAGUAAGGCCGCCCGCGCCAGCAAGAGGAUUUCACACAUGCCCGGUAGGCCCGACCUCGCAACUGUGGCCUCGGACCUCCGGAAGGACAAAGCCAAAAGUUGCUCGGUCAUGUGACUGAUCCAACAGAGGGGGGUUGGACUGAGGAGAAUGAGGACAGAGCGUAGUGCAAGCAGGAAGCUAUUGGGCCUUGCUCUUUCCUGCAUGCUACAGACCCCUUAUUUGUCUGGAAAGGGGUUUUAUAAGCUUCAAUUCAUGUACAUGUUACUGGAAUAGUCUGCACCAAUGAAAACUCACUGUGUCGUAGCGUCCCAAUCCAUGUGGCCCCCUGCCCCACCAGACGAGGAAGAUAUUUCAGUGGGCUACCUACUUCCUCUGGGAGGAUGAGGCGGAUGUGCUCGAGGUUUUCCACACUAACAGGAAAUGUGCAGGAGGAGUGAUGUCAUUAGGAGACGCUCAUUUGUUCAGGAAGGGUUUAAGAGAAUGUGAUGUUUCGAAUGAGUGCCAAAGCCGAAGAUGGGGGUUUGCUGCCUUUGGGGAAAAAAACGCAGGAGCUGCUGUUGUUUGUGCUUGAUCAAAGAUUUUUUGCUUGGAGGGCUUAUACAACAACGUGUCACUGUGGUUUGGAACUGAUUCACGCUCUGCCCUGUUUGUGUAACUGUUAGUCUGUCUGCACAGAGGAAGGAAACCUGACGCUGUGUGUCCCCUGCCUCUGAUAUGUUGUUGGUAUAAUGUGAAGUCAUUGGUGUGUAAUUGAAUAAUUGUUUUGUUUUAGCUUCUUCCUGAUGAGGUUCAACCAUGAACAGCUGAUCCUAGGCCCGGAAAGAUUCCUCUAAUCACACCUGAUCUGUUUGAGUUUAAAACUGCACGUCUGUACCUGUCAGACAUUGCAACAGCUACACAAUCUGAAGACAACCAUUCUCCACAUUGACAUAUUUAUGGACUUGUUUGUAUGAUACUGAGGAGUCAUAAGCCCCACCCCCACAAGAAACUCCAUGUGAUAAACAAAUCCAAGUUGUCCCUCCCUUUUCAUCAACUUGUGACAUUGUUUUAAAAAUUCUAAAAGCAGAAAUAACUUGUAUAACAUGUUUUAAAGCUCUUAAUAGAUAUUUAGUGAGCCAAAAACAUUUAAUUGACCAACAUUUAACAAGUGAAAAUUGUGUAAAAUGAGGAUGUCCUAACAGGCGGACAGCCGGUUUGAGCUGUGAAUCACUUUCCCACUGCACUUUAGCGAGAGAUUGGAAAAUGAAAGCAACAAUUACAAUUUUCGCUGAAGAUUUUUGACUCUGCUGUUAAGAAAAAUCCCCAUAAAGGCCUGGUCACACCAAUGUUUAAAAUGGAUGAUUUUAUUUUACCUACAUGGUUUGAAAGUUUUAGGGCCCUUUAUGUCUGUGGGCCUUAUUUUGAAUACAUCAAAAUGCAAACAACAAAUGGGAGCCAGUUUGAAAUGGACUUUUCUAAAGUCUUCAGAAACAGUGGUUUUGAAUUUGUCAUUUUCCUUUAACAACCGUGUAAGUAUAAGAGUUGUCUCUUCCCUGUGUACAUGAUCAUAUUUUCUUGAAUGUUGAUGUCACCUUCAAAAUGUCUUUGCCAAUGUUGUUGCCAUAAUAUUUAUUGAAUUAUAUAUUUUCCCCUUAGAAUAAAUGCGGAAGGAAUUGAAGUGUGUGUUUCUGUUUGAGAGCAAACAAGAUGUCAAAUGUGGUGACUUGCAUGAAAUGCUUUUUCUUGCUUUUGAAAUGUCAAUUCAGCAGCACCCAGUUCAUUCAGAGGAAGUACAUCUGUCUUCCAUUUGAAGCAGAUGAGAAGUAUUAAUGGAUAUGCUGUAGUCAGCUCAUUGAAUCUGGUAUUUUGAAAUCAGUUUUAGCCCAUGUUAAAGUUGGCACAUCAGAUAUUCCUCACCAUGGCAUCACUGGAUUCUUGCCAAGAUGCACAUUUUUCUCUGAGCCAAAAAGGCUGCUGUCAAGGGGCUUCUUUUUUCACCUCAAAGUUGAGUAUGGAAACCAAUAGCUUGGUUAUUAAAAUGUGUGGUGGUGCUUGUCAUUCGGACUCUCCCAUCUCGAGAGCUUGUGUAAGCACGAAUAAAAUAUAGGUCAAAGCAGGUAAAAACAUGCUCUACCAA